CAAUAAAAUGUUUGACUGCGUGCCAAAUAACAUUUUCUGUUAGGGCAAGGAACUGUACAUAUGAGACAUAACUGGAUGACUUUUGACACUGAGGCUUAUGACACUGCAUAUGUUCACACACUCACCAAACACAUGUAGCCAUUUUCUUUCACAUGACCUUUUGGCUUUGGUCUUAUUUUGUAGGAUUCAUAAAGCCAAUAGCUUGUACUUGGCCUAUUGAACCACCAGACAUAACGUUAGUGUAAGUUAAUGGCCCAUGGGCAAAUGGGGAUCAGGAAAUGCAAGACCAGGUGCUCACGUUAGACAACUGUUGGUUUAACGAAUAGUUUUGUACAUUUCUUAAUUUUUUAGGACGUCUGGUUUUAAUAAUCUUAAGAUACUUUACAGACUAGACUGUAUUUUAUAGGACUUGCCAUUCGAGAAUGUUCUUAAGUUCCUUCAGAGCAGCCUACAUCAGUCUCAAAACGCAGUCGCGAUCGGAAAGCGAAACCAAAAAACGACUUCUGGAAGGUUGCCGCUAGCCUGCAGGAGUUCUGUAAAACGACAUUUUGUGUAAAGCAUAGAGUACCGUAUCCUGUUUUAACGCCAGACAUACGACUACAGAAGUUGGUAAUUAUAGCAGUAAUAAUCACGACGUUGCGAUAGUUAGACCUGCACAAGAACAAUGAACAGCAUUGGACCAGCUGAAUUGAGGAUUGUACUGCUUGGUAAAACUGGCGUGGGGAAGAGUGCCACAGGAAACACCAUUCUGGGACGAGAUGUGUUUCAUUCUGCUUCUGGUUUGUCUUCAGUUACCAACCAAUGUCAACAGGAAACUGCUGUUAUUGGAGAGCAGACCAUUUCUGUUGUUGACACUCCAGACUUCUUCUAUUCAACACACACAGAGGACUUGGACUCAGAGAUCAGGAGAAGUAUUACUCUGUGUGGCCCGGGGCCUCAUGCCUUUGUUUAUGUUCUGAAGCUGGAAACAUUCACAGAGCAAGAGGCAGAUGUAGUGUCUGUGAUUCAGAAACGAUUUGGGGAGGCUGCAGAUAAGUACACCACUAUUGUGUUCACUCAUGCAGAUAAACUGAAUGGUGCAAACCUGGAGAAAUUUGCAGAGGACAAUCCACUCUUAUUAGACCCAAAUGGUGAUCGAUAUCCCAUAUUUAAUAAUAAAGACCGAGCAAACAGGCAGCAGGUAACUGAGCUGCUGGAGAAGAUCAGCAGAAUGGUGACAGAGAAUGAAGGGCGCCACUACACAAUGGAGAUGCUUGAUGAGGCAGAAAGAAAGGCAGAGGAAGAGAUAGAGAUGCUGCGAAAGGAGAUACACAGGAAGGAAGAGAGGAAGAGGGAGGAGGAGCAGAGGGAGUUAGAGAGGAUAGAGAGAGAGACAAAGGUGCGUGUAUUCAAAGAGUUGGAAGAGAAACGUCAAAGACAGAUGGCUGAAGAAAAAUCGAUGAGAGAAAAUAAGAAACAAAUGAAACAGGACAAGACAAUUCAAGAGAAAUCCAAACUACCAUGCUGGAGAAGGAAGUUAACCAGUUUACAGUUGAACCCAAAACAUAUAUACAUUUUAGGUGUGCUUGUUGCAUUUACAAUGGGAGGUGUUUCUGGUGGAAAACAAGGAACUUUCUACUUUACCGUGUUUGUGAAAGGCAGCGUAAUAGCACUUUUAGCUGAAGGAGUUGGGGGUGUAUCAUACAUAAUAUGGGAUAUAACAUUAACAAGACAAUAUCGGCUUCCUCUUAGGAAUGAAAUGCAGAAGUUAAGUAUAACAGUGUUGGGUAUCACCAUAGCCUCAGGGUUUGGUGGAGGGUUAGGGUUUUGUUUAGGAAACACACUUGCCAUAGAAGGAGCUGCAAUAGGUGGAUUAGCUGGACUGUUUGGGGCAGUUGGAGCCAUCGCAUUGAAAAAAAAAGGAAAAAUCUAACAAGUAAUCUGUCUCUAUUUAUGUAACAUAAUAUACAUUUUUAACUGGGAUCAUCCAGAAAACUUUUUUUGGUGACUAAGCUCUAAAAAACAACUUAAAUUCUAAAAAAGAUAAGCCACUAAUCAUACAAAAUACAGAAUC
Molecule: messenger RNA, 2053 nt
Organism: Osmerus eperlanus (European smelt)
Lineage: Eukaryota; Metazoa; Chordata; Actinopteri; Osmeriformes; Osmeridae
Product: GTPase IMAP family member 4-like
Exons: 2
Coding region: 665-1912 (415 amino acids)
Molecular function (GO): GTP binding
Source: RefSeq, a predicted model, not a curated record